Messenger RNA from Oreochromis aureus, 5079 nucleotides. It is a transcript of the gene snx1a, whose product is annotated as sorting nexin 1a. Gene Ontology annotation, cellular component: endosome; endosome membrane. The coding region runs from base 33 to 2282 and encodes 749 amino acids. The record is from RefSeq and is a predicted model, not a curated record. Gene Ontology annotation, biological process: early endosome to Golgi transport. The transcript is spliced from 15 exons. Gene Ontology annotation, molecular function: phosphatidylinositol binding. Lineage: Eukaryota; Metazoa; Chordata; Actinopteri; Cichliformes; Cichlidae.
UACCUCCCCUUGUGUUUUGAAAGAGAGUGAAGAUGGCGACCAGCUCGGAGCGUAGUCCUCCCCCGUUCCCGGACUCCGAGGACCAAGAUGUGCUGGACACUGAAGAAGUCCGAGGCCGCGACAGUGAUGAAGACGAGGACCUCUUCGGGAGUCCGAGCACAUCACCAGUGACCGGAAUGGACACCACACUGACCAGUGAUGUGUCAAUGAAGCCUCCCAGUGACAUCAUGAAUGAUCCUUUAAUCGAGCCAAUGAGCAGCCAAACAGAAAACAAGCCAGCGAGUGAACCCUCAGACGAUUUUUUUGACCUGACAAACAAUGUUAGCGUUGUAGCUGCAGCUGCAACAAAAUCUGAUGAUUUCGUUGACAUAUUGGGAAGCGAAACUGGAGCUCAGAGAGGGGAAGUAGUAAAGGCAGAUGUUACUGUUGAAGCAACAAUAGAUAAAAGUGAAGUGACUGCUGGUAUUACAGAUCCACUCAGUCAGCAGGAAGCAAAACAAACGUCCACCGCUCCAGUUAUCGACCUCAGUGGUGACUCACAGCCUGUUACUAGCAAAAUUGCCAACCCUUUGGUCGACCUCUUUAGCGAUGCUCCACCAGCUGCUGAAGCCAAAAAACCCAGCAGCGCAAACGUUGAUCUCUUUGACGAUGAGGAAGGGAGUGAUAUUUUCGCAGAGCCGCUGCAGACCAAGCCUGCCAAGCAGCUGCAGAAAAGCCUCUUCGGUGAACCUGACGAGGACGUGUUCGGCGAGCCGCUGGGUGCCAUCUCAAAGAAACCCGUCCCUAAAGAGCAGAAGGAGAAAUCUGUCACAACCAAAGUUACUGCUGGGGGGCCGCUGCAAGACAGUAAGCCAGCUAAUAUCUUCAGUCAGGCAGCUGCCUCCACACCCAGCGUCACCAGCACCGUUAACUCCAAGAGCAAUGGAGUCCACUCUGAGGAGGAGGGUGAUAUAUUUGCUGCAGAGGCCACGGUGGAGCUCUCUCUCGACAGUCCGAGGAAUGAGAGAAAAAAGGAGGCGAUAGCCAAGCCAUCUGCUCCCACCCCCACCUCUCUGCCAGCAGCUGCCAGCCUCACCAAGCCACAGCCUCCUGCCCUGGAAGAGUUGGAAGAGGAGGAAGAGGAAGAGGAGGAAGACAAAUUUGACAUCUUUGUCUCUGUCAAAGAUCCCGAAAAAAUAGGGGACGGUAUGAAUGCCUACAUGGCCUACAAAGUAUCCACACAGACCACACUGCCCAUGUUUCGCAACAAGACAUUCACAGUGAGGCGACGCUUCAGCGACUUCCUCGGACUUUAUGAGAAGCUCUCUGAAAAACAUGGACCAAAUGGAUUCAUUGUGCCUCCACCACCAGAGAAGAGCCUCCUGGGGAUGACAAAGGUGAAAGUGGGGAAGGAAGAUUCAUCGUCUACAGACUUUGUUGAGAGAAGAAGAGGUGCUCUGGAAAGGUAUCUGCAGAGGGUGGUAAAUCACCCGUCGCUGCUCCAAGACCCCGAUGUCAGAGAGUUCCUGGAGAGAGAGGAAUUGCCUCGAGCAGUGAGCACUCAGGCUCUGAGCGGCGCCGGCUUCUUAAAGAUGAUCAAUAAAGCGACAGACGCUGUCAGCAAGAUGACCAUCAAGAUGAACGAGUCAGACGUGUGGUUCGAGGAGAAGCUGCAGGAGGUGGAAUCUGCAGACCAGCAGUUCAGGAAGCUCCACGCGCUGGUCGAAUCCCUGGUGGUCCACAGGAAAGAGCUGUCACUGAACACAGCGAGCUUCGCCAAAAGUGCGGCCAUGCUGGGCAGCGCAGAGGACAACACCGCCCUGUCCCGUGCCCUCUCCCAGCUGGCCGAGGUGGAGGACAAGAUGGAGCAGCUACACCAGGAACAAGCUGCAAACGACACCUUCACCUUUGCUGAAAUGAUCGCAGAUUACAUCCGCCUGCUGGGUGCUGUGAGGGGGUCCUUUGAUCACCGGAUGAAGGCGUGGCAGCGCUGGCAGGAUGCUCAGUCCAUGCUGCAGAAGAAGAGGGAGACUGAGGCCAAACUCCUGUGGGCCAACAAGCCCGACAAGCUGCAGCUGGCCAAGGAGGAGAUCGCUGAGUGGGAGGCCAAAGUGACGCAGUACGAGCGAGACUUUGAAAGAGUUUCUGCAACUGUUCGCAAGGAAGUCAUUCGCUUUGAGAGAGAAAAGACCAAGAAUUGCAAAAGACAGAUUAUCAAGUAUUUGGAGUGUCUGCUUCAAUCUCAGCAACAGCUGAUAAAGUACUGGGAGGCGUUCUUACCAGAAGCAAAAGCAAUCGCCUAAUCCUCAAACACCAGCCCUCUGGACUACAACAGGCUGCCUUUUUCUCAUACACUUUACCUCUUUUGCCUUUAAACCAAGGAAAAUGUGUGUAUUGUAAAGGGAGAUACAAUCAAUUCUGUUUUUGUUUUUUGUUUUUUAAAUCACCUUUAACACAUAGCUCUGUAUUCUAUUGUAUUAAUAAUUGUAUAUUUUCAUUUAACCUUCCACAAAUAUUUUCUUAAUAGAUGAAAAUAGAUUGCAUAAACAAAGAUACGGACAAAUGGAAAGAGGAAAAAAAGAAGUGUAGAUGAACGAUUCUAUUAAUUUCCACAGGAGAAUCAUUCGUUCUCAGGAUUUCCUCCCUCAUGUUGAUCAGGAGCUCUUUCACAUCAGCUGUGGUUCACUGUUUACAGCCUGGCUGCUCUCUCAUCACAUAUUUCUGGGGACCCAGAUGAAGAAAGUGGCUAAAUUCUCACUGUGUUUCUUAUUGGUGACUGAAAGGGAUUAAAUAACGGUUAGAAAUUUGAUUUAUGAACGCUUCCAGCAGGUGGAUAAACUACUUAAGUACCAUCCAUGUUUUUCUUUCUUUCUUUCUAAUUUGAAGUACUAUGAUGCUGAGGGGAAGUGGGUGCAGGGUGAUGAGCGGCAUUAGAUUAGCAGUUGUGAUCAAGGGCUUUGUCGCGUGCUGAGGUUGUGGGGUUAACGAUUUCAAAUUUCUUUCAGUAAGUGUGCAAACUUUAUGUCGGUGCCUUUAUAAAAGCGAGAAUGGUGUUUUGGCUUAAGACACCAGUUUAGGAGGAAGUCGUAGAGGGAGCUGUGGGCUUGCCAUCGUAUCGUCAUCUCAGCGCUGAUGUUUAAGAACUGCGGUUGCGCCCCAUUUACUACCAAUUUCUAAAAUGGUUUUAAUGUUUUCAGUCCGCCUUGCAUAUGAACCUGCAGAGACAUGAACUGGAUAAUCUAGUCCCUAAACAUCAUGUCAGAGUCUGUCUAGUUGCGUCACAUUGGACACUUUAAGGCAAGCAAACGCAGUUUAGAGGAAAUAAAUGCUGAUUGUGUGGGAUUAACCAACCCGAGCAAGUCUCAGCAAGCAGUUUCCUGCUGUGUCAGAUGACACCCAGAAGCUUUCUGGAUGGUAGGAUUCAACUUUGAGGUGGUGUAAAUAGAGCUGUAACUCACAGCAGUCUUACUUGUGGAUUAGUCCCAAGGUGUAGUCCUGUUUUCAUCUGACAGUCCAAACUAGCCCUUUGUUAUUCACUUCUAGUAGCACCGAAGGGCAAUAGGGAGUUCUUGGUUGCGUAUGCAUGUUCUCAAACACAGUGCAAAGUCCUCUCUAUCCCAUAAUGUGUACUGUUGGCUCCCUUUGUUAUGAAAAAACAGAAGGAAAAAAAGUCCAGUGAUUGGACAUGUGAGAGUGGUAGACUGCUAACAAGUGCAGCACUGUGGGCACAAAUCAAAGGGUGACUACUGCUGAGUCCAACAUCACUACUGUUCACUCAUUUAUUACUCCUGAUGAACAUCCAGCAGUUUACUGGAUAUUUCCACUCUAAUUUUAUGAAUUUUUACAAAAUGGACACGUUCAGCUUCUGUUGUAAUGUAGAAUUUUCCAGGGCACUUAUUCUAAAACACACACACUCUAAUUUUGGCCACACAAAUAAAAUGGUGUACAGUUGGUGAAGCGCACUAAGGGGAGUCAUUUUUGACCACAGACUGUAUAGAAAAGAUGGAUGUAACCUUGUGAGCUUAAAAAUGUGCUGUUGAAAGUGUUUUAAUCUGCCAUUCUUUCUACUGGCCAGCAGGGGGCACCACCUUUGGUUGUAAAAAGUAUUCAGUGUAUAAGAAAAUGCACUCACACAGUUUUCACAUUGGCAAAUGCUCCGCAAUUGGUUUAUAAAACUUUUUGUAAAUUUUGGUAGGUACAAAUAACUAAGCAACAUAUGCUAUAGAGUACAGUACAGUACUACAGUAUGCCUGUUCUGUGGCUAAGUCAGAUUUACCCUUCGUUUGUACCAUCUAAGCGAAAGCUUAAAAGAAUUAGCAUCUAAAAUGCAGAACUUUAGGCUUCACAUGGACGUCCAUCUUUUUUUUAUCCAGUUUAUUUAUGCAGUCUUUGUGUUUUAUGGCAUUCAUCACUUUUGAUCAAAAUCCAAGAUGAAGCUGUCUUUGAAGCAGUGAAUGUAAACACCCUUUUGUUCACAUUAAGUAUCCACACAGUUCCUUUAAUUUCAAAGGACAUACACCAGACAAAACCUAGAGGAGGAACCACCAGAUGUUUGACUUUUUCACUUGCUGAUUGGCGUAAAGACACAAAAUACUGUCCACGAUUUAUCGGAAAGGAGGCAACGAGAUGUCCUGUAAGAGCCGAUCUGGACUCCUCGGAGCUGGAUGGACGACACUGAUUGGCAAACAAAAGAUUAAUGCCUUCAGUGCUGUGGAGUGUAUUCUUUCUUAGUCUCAUCGUGUAUUUUUAACAAACCUGCGUCACAGCUUUACGUGGCAGGACUGCCAUCCCUUUUGAUUACAGCUUUAAUGUCACAUUUGCACUCAUGUAAAAACUGAAGGCGUGCAGCGACUGCGCUUCACUGUAUCGUUCGUCGUCAUUACGGCUUUCUUUUAACUUGCAGACAUUUCUUUGCACUUUUUCUUUGCCGGUUAGAUAAAUGACUGUUUUUGCUUUUAUUUUUACAUCAUUGAAUAAAAACAAGGUUGUUGGUGUGUGGUUAAAGGUGCAGAGCAAUGUCAGCAAUAUGCACUGUGUCAUAGAAACUUAAUUCAAAUCAAUAAAAGUUGCACUGUUUACACUUGGAAAUUUCAUAAAGAA